CGCGAAGACAGGAGUUUUCGCGUGUGUGCCGUGUUUCCCGUAAAAAAUUGUAUUUUUCUCUUAUCCUUCAACCGACUUCGGAACACACCUGUUAUCUUUUCCUUUCACCGUCUUUUCUUGAAUUCUUAUGAAUACAGAAAUUCGAUGUCAGCUAUGUGAUGAGCUGCUUCCAAAGUCAAAAGACGCACAGAGAAACCACGAGCGAGAUCAUCACAUUGAUAGUGUUUACGUGGGAGAAAGCCGCAUUUCUAUUCUCAGAACUAAUGGUAACUUCACAUGUCCAUCUUGUGGUGUGGAGAUGAAGGCAACACGAGCUUUUGGUGUUCAUUUGAAACGACAUGGGUUGAUUAUGGCAACUUCAAAAAAACGCGGGCAACUAUAUCUUGGCGAUGCUGAAGGGAACUCAAAACAUGACGUGACAGAUGGAGAUUCCAUGCUUAACCAUUCACCGUCACCAACUCUUGCCCUGGAAAUCUCGACAAACUCAAGAAAGAUUAAAAAACCCCCCACUUGCACAGAAACUGUACUUCUGGCGUCCGAUUCCUUGAUGUCCAGCAGUCAAGCCCAGCAAGACAAACUUAUGCUUGCUCAGCUUGGUCGCUGGAUGCCAAUCAUUUAUCGAUGUAAAGAAAAAGACCAUGGGUUUCUCACUUCAAUUUCCACAGCUUCAACAAUGCUGCAGGAUAACCCACCAGUUGGCGAGUGGUUAUUUCCUGAUCCAGAUACCCCAUCUAAUCAAUUGUCGAUCCAGACUAAUGAAGAUACUCUAAUUAGGCGUAUAAAAUCUGCCAGUAAAGCUGCCAAAAUCUUAUCAACUACAAACCAUGUGGAAUUAACUGAAGCCGAGUGUAAAAUUCUCAACCAAGACUGGCUUGAAUACCCCCAACUUCGGUACUGCUGCUCGCAGUUGUUGGCUGGAUGCAUAAUGACGCAAGAUGAAGUAUCAAUAUUGGUGAAUACCAUCGAGCCCUAUGCACGUGACUCACUCAUCGACGCUCAUUUUGAACGAAGGUCUACAAGUUCUCCAUCAUCAUUUCCAACUACGCCUGGCCGUUAUGGCUUUCUAACAGUCUGCCUGCUUCCCACCAAUGAUGGUCAGAAAUUGGUGAUAGGCACACGAACAAGUAACUUUCUUGUGACGUCCAGUAUUCGGUUAGAUCGACAGUCAGUCAAUAUUGGCCCUGCCACAACUCAUUUUCGCCCAACAACAUCAACCAAGAUAUUUUUGGAUUGUCUUUCUAUAGAACUUGCCAAAUCAUUGUUAGAUAACACAAAGAUCAAUCGCGCCCAAUCGCUCCCAUCAUUAUACCAACUCAAACAAGUACGGAGCAAAUUCGACUGCUUGUCAACAUAUACCAUGUGCCGUUCGUCAUCCACCAUGGCCUCGCCUUUAAAACUCCAGCCAACCACCAUUUGGACAUUAGUAGACCAAGAUUCCAACCACACCACUAUGUCACAAGAAAAAGUAGGCUCUCUUUUGUUCCGCACUAUUGCCCUCCAAGUCAUCCGACAUGGACGAAGUGCCACCCUCCAUCUUGAUGAUUUCAAGCCUAUUCAGGCCCUCUCCAAAGAUUCUUCUGCAGUAGCAUCCAUCCUCCAUAAUAUCUGUAGUCUCUUUGACAAUCAAAAGGAAAUCAAAAUUAUUGGCAACAGCGCCUUGAAUAGCCAACUGGUGGACUUGGCAAAUGGGAUAAGCAACAAAAAAGAAAAUGACAAAAAAAUUGAAGAUAUUAUCAUGGAACUGUACGAUUAGUGUUUUUUCAUUCACGGUCUGUUUCUCUCCAAAAGAACAAAAAAAAAACCACAGCUGGCUUGUCUUGAAAGAAAAAAAAAAUUGCUCAAGCUCUAUAAGAGUUUCAAAAGAAGAUAUUGGAGGAACUGUGGGCCUCAAUAAUUCGUCGUGUUGAGAAAAGGGAAUAAAAGGGAUAAGAUAAUUCUUCGGUGAUGAAUGAGCAUGGUCUUUUAGCUCGCGACAGAAACAUACCAUAUUUCUACUUUAUAUUUCUUUCUUAUUCGCUCUCCCGCAUAAGGAAAAAAAAAUAAUAGCUGGCGAGGUGUUGGAUAAAAUUGUUGAUCAAAGGUCAAGCCAGAAAGGUAAAGAUGUAAUAGUUUUUUUUUUUUUUUU
Molecule: messenger RNA, 2125 nt
Organism: Rhizopus microsporus ATCC 52813
Lineage: Eukaryota; Fungi; Mucoromycota; Mucoromycetes; Mucorales; Rhizopodaceae
Exons: 3
Coding region: 128-1753 (541 amino acids)
Source: RefSeq, a predicted model, not a curated record